AUGUCGUGCCCUCGUCCCUGGGCGUCGGCUCUCCGGUUGGUGCAGGUUUCGGUGCCAGCUGGCUGCUUGAUCGACUUGCCAUUGAAGUUCUUGAAGGGGUCAGGUCGUCGACUGACCUCUUGCACACAGACAGUGUGCACAGAUUGCGGAGGGACAGUGAUCGAGUAUGAUGCGGCAGCCGGGAACGGGUUCUGUAUCCAGUGCGGAACUGUGGUGGAGGAGAACACAAUUGUAAAUGAGGUUACGUUCGGGGAGACUAGCACUGGAGCCGCCAUGGUCAGAGGAAGUUUGGUGGCUCAAGGCGCAACUCGCGCACGCGUCGGGGGAAUGUUUGGUAACCGAGGGAAUUCAGAGAGCAGAGAGCAGACCAUCGCAAAUGCGAGUCGCAAGAUCCAGCAAGUUGCUACUGCCCUUCGUCUGUCCGAAGUGGUAUCCUUGGCUGCAACGCGCCUGUAUACUCUCGCGGUGGAGCACAAGUUUACCAAGGGCCGGAAAAGCAUGAACGUCGUCGCCGUGUGCCUUUACGUGGCAUGCAGGCAAAAGGAGACCCGGAACUACAUGCUCAUCGACUUCUCAGAUCUGUUGCAGGUCAACGUCUUCGAGCUCGGUCACACCUAUCUACAGCUCGUUCAGACCCUCAACCUCCGCCUCCCCCUCGUCGACCCGUCACAUUACAUCUCCCGCUUUGCAGCUCUUCUCGAGUUCGGCGACGAGACCCACCAAGUUGCGAUGGACGCCGUUCGACUGGUGCAGCGAUUCGACCGCGACUGGAUGACGAAGGGACGUCGACCUGCAGGGAUUUGUGGUGCGUGUCUCCUCCUCGCCGCACGCAUGAACAACUUUCGGCGAAGCGUGGCGGAGGUCGUGCAAGUCGUGAAGAUCGCCGACACAACGCUCAAGAAGCGACUGGCGGAGUUUCGCAGGACGCCCAGCGGGCCCUCACGCUCGCCGACUUCCGGACUGUGUGGUUGGAGGACGAGAUGGACCCCCCGGCUUACACGAAGGGGAAGGAGAAGGAGGAGAAGGAGCGCAUCCUACGCGAAAACGGCGGGCGACGAAGAACAAAACGAAGACAUCACGAACGCUGAACAAUCCGCACCCACAACGACUCCCUGUCCCCCCGCGGAAGUCGCUCCUCAUCACAACGCACUCGACCCUGCUCUCCUGAACCAAGGCAUCCUAGUCGGUACCAGCCACCCCCUUCCACUGUUCCUUCCGGAAGAUGGCGAGCACGUUGACUUCGGGAUGCCCAUGCCCCAAACCUCCAUGGCUCCACCGAUUGACCCGACACCGCUCGAUCCGGACCCGACACUCGUCAAUCCACCCGGCAUCAGCCUCCCGGAGCAAGCGACACGAGAUCCCGGUUCUCCUCCCGACAAACCUCUCUCAGUCCCCGUGCGCCUCCCUUCGCCGAUUGAAGAGACCGUCAACGCUGCGGUGACGCAGGAAGUAUCCGACUUCCUGACGACUACCCAAAGCACUUUGCUCAACGAGGCUCUCGACGAUGCGGAGCAGAGGAGACGCGAGCACUACACUGGUGACGACGAACUCCUCGGGCUCGAUGAGGACGAAUUGGACCGUUUCAUCCUCACCGAGGAAGAAGUUCGAAUCAAGGAACGAGUUUGGGUGGAGAUGAACCUAGACUACCUCGAGGCAAUUGCAGCGAAAGCCGAGCAGCAAGAAGAGCAGGGCAAGGAGAAAAAGACGCGCAAGCGCCGGAAAACGAACAACAAGCCCCGGGACGCGUCAACGCCACACGGGAGCACAGCGGCGGAGUCUGUGCGCAACCUGAUCAAGAAGAACCCAAAGUACAGCAAACGGAUCAACUACAAUGCGCUGAAGGACCUCUUCACCGAGGACGGUUCAUUGUUCCAAAUGCCCAACGCCGAAGACGAGGACAAAGACGAAGACGGUCAGAUCUACACUAUGGACGACAAGGAUGAUGAUGAGGGUAUGCUCGUCGAGGAACCCGGUGGGGUGGAGUCGGACAGUCUGGCGCCGAAUCCGAACGCGGCGUCUGCGAGCGCCGAUGUGGUCACGGCGGAGGCGGAGAUCGAGGGAGACGAGGAAGACGCAGAGGGCGAGGAUGACGUGGAUGAGGACGUCGAUAAGGAUGACACUGCGUACGGCGAGUGGGACGCAUACGAGCAGGAGGUCUGA
Molecule: messenger RNA, 2160 nt
Organism: Epithele typhae
Lineage: Eukaryota; Fungi; Basidiomycota; Agaricomycetes; Polyporales; Epitheliaceae
Exons: 10
Coding region: 1-2160 (719 amino acids)
Biological process (GO): transcription by RNA polymerase III; DNA-templated transcription initiation; transcription preinitiation complex assembly
Cellular component (GO): nucleus; transcription factor TFIIIB complex; transcription preinitiation complex
Molecular function (GO): RNA polymerase III type 3 promoter sequence-specific DNA binding; TBP-class protein binding; RNA polymerase III general transcription initiation factor activity
Source: RefSeq, a predicted model, not a curated record